UUCCUCUCCCCAACCCUCACAUGGCUUCCACAGCCACGGCCCCAGCCCCAGCCUCAGCCUCAGCCUCAGCCUCAGCCCAUCGCUCCUCUCUCUCCCCUCCAAGCCCACCGCCACCGCCACCGUGCUCUCUCUCCACCACUGCGUCCCCCUCCCCAAAACCCUCUCUAAAACCCUCUUCCCUCUCAAACCCUCCCUCUCUCCCCCCCACCCCCAAGCUACCCUCCUCCGCCGCCUCCUCAAAAAGCCCCCUUUCCGACUUCUUCGCCUCCGUCGACCAGCCCCACCACGCCGUCCUCGACGAGUCCGACGACAAGCCCCGCGAGGAGUGCGGCGUCGUGGGCAUCUACGGCGACCCGGAGGCCUCGCGGCUCUGCUACUUGGCCCUCCACGCGCUCCAGCACCGCGGCCAGGAGGGCGCCGGCAUCGUGGCCGUCCAUGACAACGUCCUCCAGUCCAUAACGGGCGUCGGGCUCGUGUCCGAGGUGUUCAACCAGUCGAAGCUCGACCAGCUUCCAGGGAGCUCCGCGAUCGGGCACGUGCGGUACUCGACCGCCGGCUCCUCCAUGCUCAAGAACGUCCAGCCCUUCGUCGCCGGGUACCGGUUCGGGUCCGUCGGGGUCGCCCACAAUGGCAAUCUGGUGAAUUACCAGGCCCUGCGUGCACAGCUCGAGGAGAGCGGGUCGAUUUUCAAUACCAGCUCGGACACGGAGGUGGUGCUCCACCUGAUAGCAAUCUCGAAGGCGAGGCCCUUUUUCGUGCGCAUCAUCGAGGCCUGCGAGAAGCUCAGAGGUGCGUAUUCUAUGGUGUUCUUGACUGAGGAUAAGGUCGUCGCUGUUAGGGACCCACAUGGGUUUAGGCCAUUGGUGAUGGGUAGGAGGAGCAAUGGUGCUUAUGUUUUCGCCUCCGAGACUUGUGCUCUUGAUCUGAUUGAGGCCACUUAUGUGAGGGAAGUGAACCCUGGAGAGGUUGUGGUGAUUGAUAAGGAUGGGGAGCAUAAUCUCUGCUUGAUGGCGCACCCUGAGCCAAAGCAGUGCAUCUUCGAGCAUAUCUACUUUUCGCUGCCGAAUUCGAUUGUGUUUGGUAAGUCUGUCUAUGAAUCGAGGUCUAAGUACGGGGAGAUUCUGGCCACUGAGUAUCCGGCCGAGUGCGACGUCGUGAUCGCGGUGCCGGACUCGGGUGUGGUGGCCGCUCUUGGUUACGCUGCGAAAAUUGGCGUCCCGUUCCAACAGGGGUUGAUUAGGUCUCACUAUGUGGGAAGGACUUUCAUUGAGCCUAACCAGAGCAUUAGGGAUUUCGGGGUGAAGCUUAAGCUGGCCCCGGUCCGGGGGGUGUUGGAGGGUAAGAGAGUUGUGGUCGUGGACGACUCGAUCGUGAGGGGAACCACGUCAUCGAAGAUUGUGCGGUUGAUUAGAGAGGCGGGGGCCAAGGAGGUCCACAUGAGGAUUGCGAGUCCACCCAUAAUUGCUUCCUGUUACUAUGGAGUGGACACGCCGAGCCCGGAGGAGUUGAUUUCCAACAGGAUGACUGUGGAGGAGAUACGGGAGUUCAUCGGGUCGGAUUCACUCGCAUUCCUGUCUUUCGAUAGCUUGAAGAAGUAUCUGAGCAGUGACGCGCAAAACUUCUGCUAUGCUUGCUUCUCGGGGAAUUACCCUGUCAAGCCCACUGAGGUCAAGGUGAAGAGGGUCGGGGAUUUUCUGGAUGAUGGCCUGAAUGGAAGCAUAGAGUCCAUUGAUGGGGGUUGGGUUAAAGCUCGGAGCGAGAAAGAAGAGAAGGUUGAGCACCCAGUUUAGUUGCCACUCCGUCGUCUUCUCCGGUGCUGUCACAACGACAAAGCUUUGUGUGAUUCACGGAUUUGGGGUAAGGGGUAUACGAAUGAUUCAAUUGCUUUUGCAAUGGGCCUGCCUUGGCGAAACUUUGGCUUCCAAAAAUCCAAAAGCCUUGAUAUAUCGGUCCGUCUGCAGUUUUGAGAAUAUAAAAAAUGUGUAGGAUUUCUUGUUUCCGUGUUCUUGAGGGUGGGAUAAGAAGAUUAAAGUUUUGUUCUGAUGAUUAUUUUUUUUAACCUCGAGUAUUGCAUUGUAUACCAGCUUUGCUUAACUGCUGCAUAUUUACUUGAUGAAAGAAAUAGAUGAAGAAUUAGGCGGAGUUCUCUUCCCUUCUUUUA
This is a messenger RNA of Rhodamnia argentea, 2161 nucleotides long. RefSeq names its product amidophosphoribosyltransferase, chloroplastic-like. The record is from RefSeq and is a predicted model, not a curated record. Gene Ontology annotation, cellular component: cytoplasm. Lineage: Eukaryota; Viridiplantae; Streptophyta; Magnoliopsida; Myrtales; Myrtaceae. Gene Ontology annotation, biological process: purine nucleobase biosynthetic process; purine nucleotide biosynthetic process. Gene Ontology annotation, molecular function: amidophosphoribosyltransferase activity.